Linum tenue is the source of this 252-nucleotide messenger RNA. The record is from the annotation of a GenBank genome assembly. Lineage: Eukaryota; Viridiplantae; Streptophyta; Magnoliopsida; Malpighiales; Linaceae.
CUGGUGCAGAAACGAGACCUAAACAAGUUCACCGGCUCUGCCGGCGGCACAUCGGCACCGCCGGCCAAGAGAGGCCGCCCUUUCGGAAGCACGAACAGUAACUCUUCCGCCGGAAGCAGCGGCAGCUCCGUUGAAUAUGCUUGGCCCUUCUCUCCAGGUUCACAACACAUUCGCCGGUCAGGUUCUACUGCAAAUGAGGCUUUGGCUGUGAAGAAUGCAGCCAAUGAGGAUGUUAUUUUCAAUUUUGGAUGA